Messenger RNA from Capsicum annuum, 1029 nucleotides. Its product is annotated as protein TRANSPORT INHIBITOR RESPONSE 1-like. NCBI's taxonomy places the organism in Eukaryota, Viridiplantae, Streptophyta, Magnoliopsida, Solanales, Solanaceae. The coding region runs from base 1 to 1029 and encodes 342 amino acids. The transcript has 5 exons. The record is from RefSeq and is a predicted model, not a curated record. Gene Ontology annotation, biological process: protein folding. Gene Ontology annotation, molecular function: alpha-tubulin binding.
AUGAUAGUGGGCCCUCUGGAUUUUCACUUCCCUUCCAAUUUGAAAAUAUUGUCAUUGUGGGACUUUCCUCUGACAUCCGAUUCACUAUCAACAAUAGCGAAACUGCCCAACCUUAAAGAGUUGUUCCUUAGGAGAACAAUCAUCGGGGAGGAAUGGAACAUGGGGGAGGAAGACACCUUUGAGAAUCUCAAAUUUUUGUAUUUGGAUGAAGUGACGCUUGCUAAGUGGGAGUUUGGAGAGGAAUCCUUUCCCGUGCUUGAGAAAUUAGAACUGUGGGGAUGUCAUAAGCUUACAGAGAUUCCGCCUAAUUUUGGGGAUAUUGGUUCAUUGAAAAUCAUCAAACUUGUAAAGAGCCCUCAACUUGAAGAUUCAGCUCUGGAGAUUACACAAUAUGUUGAAGAUAACACAGGAGUAGACAAGCUUCAGAUCCUUGGCCCGAAUGAUAUCCCGUUAUCUAAGACAGGUUCUUCUCUAUUAUUUUUCUGCUUACAAACCAAAUUUAUGCGUGUUGUUUACAAUGUGUUUGAUGAAUUCUCAAUUGAACUUUUUGUGAACGUUAAUUGGUUGAAUUUUGUUACUGGGGCCUACUUUGCUGGCGUACAGGCUGAUCCUGACCGAGUUCAGAUAAAUGUGCAGAUAAAAAGGGAGGUGCGUGGUUAUGUUGACGAAAUCGGUGUUGAGGAUAUUUCCACCUAUUGUAAGAACAACCUUAGGGCAUUUCCUUAUGCGCAAGAACCGAAUGUAUCCUUGACAGAGCGAGGCCUUGUAGCUAUCUCCGCGGGGUUCUCUAAGAUCCACUCAGUUCUAUACUUCUGCUGCAAAAUGACAAAUGCCACAGCAUCCUCUCCUUGGAGAUCAGAGACUGUUCCUUCGGGGACAAGGCUAGUGGUCAAUGCUGCAAGGCUGGAGACGAAGUGGUAUCUUUGGAUGUCUUCUUGUUCAGUUUAUCGUGCUGGUUGUAAUCGAUGGAACAUGGAAGUUUAUCAUGCUGGCUGUAAUCGACAGAACAUGGAAGCUAAAGGUCAUUGA